Molecule: messenger RNA, 1749 nt
Organism: Alnus glutinosa
Lineage: Eukaryota; Viridiplantae; Streptophyta; Magnoliopsida; Fagales; Betulaceae
Exons: 5
Coding region: 1-1749 (582 amino acids)
Source: RefSeq, a predicted model, not a curated record
AUGCCUCGGACUUGGCAGUUGUUGCGACCUGACCGAAGUGACCCCCCUUCGCUCACUGUAUCCGAACUGGAGGAUGUUAAGGAGAUAAGUGGGUGGUCCGCUGCCAGAGUCAAGGCCGACAAGUUUGAAGAAGUCGAUUUUGACAAUCUUGUCACCGAGGAGAAUAUGAGGCAGUUUCUCGGAUAUGACAUUCCGAGAGAAAAACAGUUAAUCACCAAGAGGGGAGCUGUCAAGAAAAGGAAUGAAGCCCCUCCAUCCCCGAGACCUACGACUAAGAAGAGGUCACCUGAGGAAGUUCUCGGGGAUGUUCCUGCACAAAAGAAACAGAAGAUUCCUUUGGCCGCUUCAGGUGCGAGGAGAACUCCUCCUUCGGCUCCAUCACCUAGGUCUGGCUCCGAGGCUUCGUUCCAUGGUGAACAAUGUGCGGUACCUGAGAGGUCUAGAGAAGGAGAAGGAAAUGUACCUGAGGCCCGAGAUGUCCCAGUUGCGCGUAGGGUAAAGCAUCCGGCCAGGAAACGGAAGCUUACAGGCCAGGACCGAAUGGCUCAAAGACUCGCGGACGCCGGGCGAUUGUGGGGCAAAGCGGUUAUAAUACCUUCCGACAAAGAGGAAGUGCGCCAAGAGCCUGUCGCUUCAAGUGGUGACUUUCUCGAAGAGAUGGAUGAAGAAGUCGGCACCCCCCGAGACGAGCCUUUGGCUGAAGAGUCUGAAGUAGAAGUUUCAUGUUCUGCGCCUAUACAAACCGAGACUCCUACUGGAAUGUCCGAGGCUGAGGACGUUGAAGAGCCUUGCCCCUCUCGGGAAGUGAUUGAUCAGGAGGUGCCGGGAUCUGAUCCUGAAACUCAAAGUCCCGGUCAACCCGAAACAACUCCCCAUGUUGGAGUGGCUGAGGAGUCUCGGAUCGAUUCCGAGAACGUUAUUCCUGAAGCUGGCGUGCUCCCCGAGACUUCUACUAGGAGCGAGUCUCGUGCUGAGGCCAGCCCAAGCACCGGGGCUGUACCUCAAGUGGGUCCUAGCUCUUCCUCCAGGAUGACUGCCCUCUGGCAGAAGUGCGAAAAUCGUCCUGCGUCUCCGCCCACUCCUUCCCCCGAAGUGCAAGCCCGCAUCUCGGGUUUAGAGGAUGAAGUUGCGGCGCUGAAGUCUCUUCUUCAGUCCAAGGACGAGGAACUCGCGUCCCGGGACUCGAUUAUAUCCGAGAUGCGUUCUGCUAACGCUCGUUUGAGUAACGAAGUGGCGGAGGCCAACGGUCGGUACGCUCGCUCUAUUGAAAGUCUUUCUUCCGAGCUGGAUCGUGCGGAUCAAUUGUCUACCCGUUUGUCGGCUGUGCAGAAUGAAUGCUCCGAGGCGUGCAAGAAUGCGUUGAGUGCCGAGGCUGAAAAGGACAAACUCAAAGAUGAGGUUGAAAGACUUACAGCCGAGAGGGAUAAAGCUCUCAAGGCGCAGGAUCACUCGGAGAGUCUCUUGAUUCGUCUUAGGGCCAGAUAUGACGCCGAUCGGGCAAAACUCAAACGUUAUCAGAAGCAGAUUGGUGUCAGACUAGUUGAAGGUCUAAAAGAUCAGGGCUCUAAAGGGUUAACUAGACCUCCUCAAUCAAAAAUCAGGUCGGAUUCUGAUAAUUCCUCUCAAGUUAGAUGGUUUUCCGGCACCGUGGAACCGAUGAAGAAGGUUAAUAUGGCUGCGAAGACAAGGCUGAGGGACGCUGAGAAGGCUGAUAAUGUUAUGCACCUGAUUUGUUGGGGACCCAAGUAG